Molecule: messenger RNA, 1908 nt
Organism: Esox lucius (northern pike)
Lineage: Eukaryota; Metazoa; Chordata; Actinopteri; Esociformes; Esocidae
Gene: txlnbb
Product: taxilin beta b
Exons: 10
Coding region: 122-1846 (574 amino acids)
Molecular function (GO): syntaxin binding
Source: RefSeq, a predicted model, not a curated record
CCCUUCUCUCUCUUCCUCUCUCUCUUACCCCCUCUUCAUUUCUGCCAGCCAGCCUUUUUCCCCUUCCUCACUUCUCCUUUCCCCUCUCCUCAAUCCUGGAGCUUUUGCCAGGAGAAUCAGAAUGGAGACUUGUCAUGAGAGUUGCCAGGUAGAGCCAGAACAGGGCCAGGAUCAGCAGGUAGACCUGACUGAUGACUUGAGUAAGCAGCUUGAAGACAUCAUCAAUACCUACCAGGAGGACGAUGAGGAGCCUGAUGAGCAGGAGGAGGCGGAGGAGGUGGACGACACGCUGAAGGAGAAGGUCACCAAAAAGAGUACUGCCAAAGAGCAGAAACUGGAAAAAAAGCUGCUCAAAAGCCUUGGCAAAGAGGCCAUGCUAUUGAUGCAAAGCUUGAACAAGCUGGGCAGUACAGAACAAAAACUGGAGGCCAUAAUCAAGAAGCAUGCUGAGCUGCUGGAAGAGCACCGCGGAGACCAGAAGCAGCUAAAGGUUCUGCAGAAGAAGCUUCUCCAGGUGAUGAAGGAGAAAGACCAGCUUCAGAGUGAACACAGCAGAGCCGUUCUGGCCCGCAGCAAACUGGAGUCCCUGUGCAGAGAGCUGCAAAGACACAACAAGACUCUUAAGGAGGAGACCCUCCAGAGGUGCAGAGAGGACGACCUGAAGCGGAAGGAGAUCACCACUCACUUCCAGAGCACGCUGACGGACAUCCAAGCCCAAAUCGAGGAGCACAGCACCCGCAACACAAAGCUGUGUCAGGAGAACAGCGAGCUGGCCGAGAAACUCAAGGGCCUCAUCACCCAGUAUGAUGCCAGAGAGACGAACCUGGAAAAGGUCUUUAAACAUCGAGACCUGCAGCAAAAGCUGUUGGAAACCAAACUUGAGCAGGCGAACAUGAUCAUCAAAGACUUGGAGGAGAAACACAAGCGAGAGAGAGAGCAUCUGAUCCAUAAGGCGGCACAGUCUCAGGUGAAGGUACAGGUGCUGAAAGAACAGGAGGAAGGUUUGCAGGCCCAGCUUUCCAUGUACUCUGAGAAGUUUGAUGAGUUCCAGGGGACGGUGUCAAAGAGCAACGGGGUCUACGCCAGCUUCAAACAGGACAUGGAAAAGAUGACCAAGAAGAUGAGAAAGCUGGAGAAGGAGUCCAUUCAAUGGAAAAACCGUUUCGAGGGCUGCAACAAGUCUCUUAUAGACAUGCUUACAGAUAAAACCCUGAAGGAGAAGGAGUUUGAACUGUUCACCAUAAAGACCCAGAAGCUAGAGAAACUGUGCCGGGCACUGCAAGAGGAGAGAAAUAGCCUCUUUCAUAAGCUCCAGGAAGCCAGUCCAUCAACUACCACCAACGUAGCGGAGACGAACAAAAACGAGACAAAAGACCAGGGAAACCCUGUAGCUGCUGAUGAGAAGCCUGAUGAGACACCCUCUGAAAAACCUGCUACUGCACCCCCUGCUCCAGUAACCCCAGUAGAGUGCCCAGCACCCCCCGCUCCAGCAAAAUCCACUCCUGCCACUCCCCUGACCAGAGAGCUGGACAGCCUGAAGGCCCAGAAGUCUCGUCUGGAGGAGAUUCAAACGUCGUUUACCCUUUCCAACGUUAUACCACCUGAGUACUUUGACAGCGAGGAAGAAGUGGAGGAGGAAAGAAACGCAGAGGAGCCGCAUGGACACACUAAGGCUUUAGAGGCCAAUAGCGAGGCCACCGAGGCCCCAGAGGAACAUAACACAGAGAUGUUGAGAGGGGACCAGAUGAUGGAAGGCACCACCAGCCCUUCUUCUUGUCCUCCGGCAGCAGCUGAAGAAGAUGAAACCCAGGCGCAGAGAGAUUGGGAACUGGAGACAGUUGACUAGUCUAGUGUGCGGUUAUCGUAGGUCACAAUUAGAACAUUACUUUUACAUUUUAGUAUUUCGGA